AUGAAUGUAUCAAACAUAAUUUCUUGUUUCAAUGAGAAUGCUGUGAAUGUGUCAUAUUCCUCCUCAUCAUGUUCUAGCUAUUCAAACAAAUCUUGUUUAUCUCAAAACCUCACACCUUCAACCCAAAACUCAGUCUCAUCAACCUACAAAGCAAUCCUCUCCAACAAAAAACAGAUGCUGAUCACAGUUACUUGGAGUAGAAGCUACUCAAAUCAAGGACUCACAAUAAUCUUCAAUGAAGAAGAAGAUCCACUAGCUGCAAGAGUUUUCAGACUCAACACAAACUCAAGGCUUUUCAGAAAGAAAAAAGGAAGCAAGUUGGUUGAAGUGGAACAUACUCAUCAUGGUUCAAAAGUUGAAGUCUUUUGGGAUCUUUCAACUGCAAAAUAUGAAACUAGUCCCGAGCCUGUUGAUGGAUAUUAUGUUACAGUUUUAGUUGAUUCAGAAUUUGGUCUUAUCUUAGGUGACAAAGUUGAAGAAAACUUAACAAGGAAGCUGAAGAAAAGAACUUUUUUAGGCAAAGUUUCACUUUUUUCAAGAAGUGAAUAUUUUUCAGGUAACACAGUUCAUUACACAACUAAAACUAAGUUCUGUGAAAGUGGAACAUUUCAUGAUAUUUUGAUUAGAUACAGUGGUGAAAAUGAAGGGUUUAAAUCACCUGUUUUGAAUGUUUACAUUGAUAAGAAGAUUGUGAUUUGUGUGAAGAGGUUGAAGUGGAAUUUUAGAGGGAAUGAAACCAUUUUUGUGGAUGGUUUGUGUGUGGAUUUUCUUUGGGAUGUUCAUAACUGGUUUUUCAGAGGUGUUUCUGGUUAUGCUGUGUUUAUGUUUAGGACUAGGAGUGGUUUGGAUAAUAGAUUGUGGUUAGAGGAAAAACUAGAACUGAAAGAUAAAAAUAGCGAUGAGUUUUCAUUGUUGAUCUAUGCUUGUAAAACUAUAUAA
Messenger RNA from Lathyrus sativus (Indian pea), 939 nucleotides. The record is from the annotation of a GenBank genome assembly. Lineage: Eukaryota; Viridiplantae; Streptophyta; Magnoliopsida; Fabales; Fabaceae.